Mobula hypostoma (lesser devil ray) is the source of this 3332-nucleotide messenger RNA. RefSeq names its product tektin-3-like. Gene Ontology annotation, cellular component: sperm flagellum; nucleus; microtubule cytoskeleton. The record is from RefSeq and is a predicted model, not a curated record. The transcript is spliced from 8 exons. Bases 1418 to 3205 code for a protein of 595 amino acids. Gene Ontology annotation, biological process: cilium assembly; cilium movement involved in cell motility. NCBI's taxonomy places the organism in Eukaryota, Metazoa, Chordata, Chondrichthyes, Myliobatiformes, Myliobatidae.
CCAACACAACAAAGGGUGCACCGGGGGCAGCCUGCAAGUGUCACCAGACUUUCUGCUGCUAACACAACAGCCCCACGAUGCUCAGCAGAACAACACAAAACACAACAAGCAAGAAAACAAGCCUUGUUCUUACCUCCCACACAUGCACGUACACAGCCCUUUAACCUCAGGCCAGGCUUCCAGGCCUCCAGCCCCCAUCAUGCACCAUACACGCACACAGGCCUGCAGAUAUCGGGCUUCAACCUCUCCGGUGGACUUGGCUCCGGCCAACGCGCCUCAUCUUCCAGACUUCCAAGUCGACCCUCGGGCCUCAUCUUCCGGACUUCUGAGUCGACCCUUGGCCCUCAAUACACUGUGUAAUGAUUUGAUCUGUACAAACAGUAUGCCAGACGAGCCUGUCACUGGACAUCAGUAGAUGUGACAAUAAUAGCCCAAUUCCCUUGUUGGUCAAAUUAAUCCAUUUUUUCUGCAAGGUUUUUAAAAUUCUAACUUUCAAUUAAUCUUUCGUGUCAGGAAUCUGUGCUGUUGUGAUUGGUGUGUUUCUGAAUCUCUGCUCUCUGCUGUAAUGCUGACUCUGCAAUAGAAGGGUGUGGAGGUAAAGGGGACAGGCUUGGGAAUGGCUCGGGUCAGCCAUGGUAGGUUAGAUUCAGAGCUCCUUUGGACUAAAAGUUGACACAAACGUUAAUUCCGUUUGAAAAUGACCAAGUAUUACAAGAUUAUUGUAAUUUUGUGCUCUGUGUGGGGGGAGGGGAAGGCCUGUUGAGUACCGUACAAUAGUUGGUGGUAUUCUUGAGAACUGGGUACGCCUCAUAGUAAGUGAAUUCUAAGAUCCGCAUAGGCUGUUCAAUUGAUGUAUUAAUUCAAAACAAGGCUGCUGUAUCAGGAAAGGUACUGACCCUUGAUUGCCUAUUUUUACACCGUACUAGGGGACUAGUACUUUAUCAUGUGAAAUAAGAAUUGACAAUUCCUAUUUAACCUUUAGGUUCUCCGGCCCCGGGUAGAUGGAGGCGGCAGAGAAGAUUGCUGCAAUUUGACGCUUCUUUCCUUUUUAGCGAAUAGACCACUUUCACGUUACAAGGGAGUCUGGGAUAGGGUCGCCUCUUAAGUGAACUCUGAAUUGUACUUCAGAGAGCAAUGGGAUCUUAAAAGGGCGAAUUGGAGAGAGAGGGCGAUAACAUGUAGACUAAGCUGGCGGGGUGAUACAGGAUGAACAGGAAAAUAACACGUCAGGCAGAAAACGCAGUAAAUUUUUGUGUUUUCGCGGUGCACCUUAAACUGUGGGAAGGGGGAUUAGAAAUCCCACAAAACACACGGAUCUUGAUCUGCAGUGAAUACUUCGAAGCUGCAAUGAGAUUGUUGCAAAAUGCUUAAGAGUAGAGAGAGAGGAUGGGGUACGUUUAAUGUAUGAUUAAGUAGGAUGGAUGACGCACAUUUACCCCUUUGCAUCAAUCAUCUGAUUGGAAUCAAGUCAUCUCUCAUAGGCUGCAACCACCACAGCAGGCGUCAACAUGGAGGAGCAAGAUGGACCCCUGACUCGAGCACUGUAGCCACCAUGUACGGCAGGUGUUGUACAACAGAUCUGGAAACUAGGUGCAGUAGUGUCAACUUGCCAUGGAGACCAAGCACCUACUACAAGGUUGCAGAUGCCAACAUCACCCUUGCGCCCUACACUAAGAACCUGUGUGGGAGGCAGUACCCCGUGAUGAGCUCGUAUCCACCCAUGACCUCUUGCUCGGGGGUGAGCGGGGGUCCCAUCAUUAACUGCCCCGUGCCUUCGUACCCUGUGAUGCAUUCGUGCCCGGCGAUCACUCCACGACCGCCGACAAACUGCCCGGUGGUGAAUCCGUGCUCUGUGCUCGACCCGUGCCCCUCGAUGGACCCUUGCUCCCCGGGAAGCUCCAAUCGCAUAGCCCUUUUCAGCAGGUACACCCCUGGAGAGUGGGUGGAGGCCAACCACAACAACUACAAACAAUCCGAUUGUUCCAGGCACAAUGCCGAGAAGCUCAGAGAGGAUACCUCGCGACUCAUCCAGGACAAAGCCCAGCUGACCAGGAAAACACAGAAUGACACCAGCGCCAACAUUGGCCAAAGGGUGGAGGACAUCAGCUUCUGGAAGUCGGAGCUCGACCAUGAUCUUGACCAAAUGAUUAUGGAGAUUCAUGCUCUGGGUCAAGUGAAGAGGAGAGUGGAGAAAGCACUGGAGGAGACAGAUUCGCACCUCCAGAUGGUUCAAGAAUGUUUGUACCACCGUGAAAAGAGGAUGGGCAUUGACUUGGUUCAUGAUGAAGUGGAGACGCAGCUACUUGAGGAAAUGAGAAUUAUCAAGUGCAUUCAAGAAAGAUUGAAACGAGGCAUAGAGAGAGCCACCGAGCAACUUUCAAAUAACAGGGCUGCUCAGCACGAACUGGAGAGAGAUCUGUGUGAUAAAUGUUCAGCAUACUGGAUUGAUGAUAAGGCGCAUCAGUUGAAGAACACAUCAGAUGGUAUCAAUUAUUACUGUGGAAUUGAGCAAGUGAAUGCAACGAUAACUACGCCUGAUUCCUGGUUGAAGUAUACCGAAGACAACAUUCUACGUUCACAGUGUGAGCGCGCAGCUUCAUCAAGACUGCGAGAUGAGCUUGAGAAGCUUCUAGCUGCCACGUCCGAGGAGUUGUGGAAGCAAUUUAACAACGUCAAUCUUGCAUUUACGCAUCGCAUCUUUGAGAUUGGUGAUGCCAAGAAAAAGUUACAGAUGCACUUGGCAAAGGUCCUGCAAGAGAUAUUCCAAAUGGAAUGCACCAUUGAGGAGCUGAAGAUGGCCAUUAGGCAAAAGGAAGCACCCAUGAAAGUGGCACAGACCCGUUUGGAGGAGAGAAUCAAGAGGCCCAACAUGGAGCUGUGUUGUGAUCAGCCUCAGCACAGGUUGGUCUGUGAAGUGUACACUAUCGAUGCAACCAUACAGACGCUGAAGCAACGUCUACAGGAGUCUCAGAAUGCCCUGCAGCUGUUGGUGCAAACCAAGUCUGUGCUGGAGUAUGACAUCGCCGUGAAGGCCAACUCUCUCUUUAUAGAUCAGGAAAAAUGCAUGGGGAUGCGCAGAACCCUUCCCAACACACCACGCCUGAUUGGCUGCACUCAACUAAACGUAGGCCAUUACUGCGCCCGCCCACCCCUGGAAAAGAAACCUUGCAACUGUGGUUGCAAAAAUAAAAAGAAAGCAACAUAAAUUAAUUAAAACAAUGAAGCCAAUGGGCUUCGGAUAACUGCAUGCUGUUUCAAAAAACAAGGCUUGACUAUUGUGGCAAAAUAAAAUAAAGAAAAUUAAUGGUUUAACAAGAACGUUCACAGUCAGA